AUGCUAGUGUACACGGAAGGUUUCCGCCACACCGUGCUCGCUGGCCUUGUCACAAUGUUCAACGUGGCUAUCAAGAAAGUUGGCGACGUGUUCAGCGACCUGGUCGAUGCCAAGCGAAUCGUGCGGGAAAUCAAGCUACUUCGGCAUUUCGAUGGCCACGAGAACAUUGUCGCGAUUGCCGACAUCAUGACGAUUCCUCCAGACACGACUGACUUCAAGGACGUGUACAUCGUGACAAAUCUGAUGGAGUCCGACAUGGACCGCAUUAUCGCGUCUGGACAGCCCCUCACCGAUCAACACUUCCAAUACUUCAUUUACCAGGUGGUUCUGCGUGGAUUGAAGUUCAUUCACAGCGCUAACGUGCUGCAUCGGGAUAUGAAGCCAUCAAAUCUGCUGGUCAACGCGAACUGCGACCUCGCCAUCUGCGAUUUCGGUCUUGCUCGAGGCGUCGAACUGGAGUAUGAGGAUGAAUUGACGGAAUACGUGGUGACCCGGUGGUAUCGGGCCCCUGAACUUCUGUGCGACUCCACGCACUACGGCAAAACUGUCGAUGUGUGGAGCGUUGGAUGCAUAUUUGCCGAAAUGCUGUCCCGACGUCCUUUCUUCCAGGGGCACAAUCCGCACCAUCAGUUAGAGACCAUCGUGUCGGUACUCGGGCUACCCCCGGAGGAGCAGCUGUCGUUCGUCACGCACCCUGCUGCACGAAAGGCUAUCAUGUCGAAGGCAAACGCCAAGCCGAAGGAUUUGGAGUCGUACUUUCCAGCGGACGCGAGCCCAUUGGCGUUGGACUUGCUACGGCGAAUGACUAACCUUGUCACCAACACCGCGGUGUUGUUCGUCCCACAGCUCGUGUUCCAUCCAGAACAUCGUAUCACCGUCGACGAGGCCUUGGAGCACUCGUAUCUUGCGGACCUCCACGGCCAGGUGAUGUGA
Ectocarpus sp. CCAP 1310/34 is the source of this 933-nucleotide messenger RNA. The record is from the annotation of a GenBank genome assembly. Lineage: Eukaryota; Phaeophyceae; Ectocarpales; Ectocarpaceae.